CUUGUCCCUCCUCCCAUGCCCUUCUUUCUCUCUGACUUAUUUAACUGGCUCUUCUCUUGUUCCCUUCUUUCUCAACACCAUUAUCAACCAUCAUCCUAUUUCUCAUCACUUGUUUCAUUUCAUUUGAUAUCUCUUUUGUAUGUUCAGCUAUGACGACCGUUUGUGCUGACCAGCAUCAACAGAAACUCCAGCAUCUUCUUUCAUCAAAAGGUUCUACCAAACCCUUUAAGAAUAUUGAGGUUCCUCCCAGGAAACUUCUUCUCAACAGCAAGAAACUGAUGCACCAUCACCAUCAUCAAGAAAUCAAUAAUAUGUUUUUCCCUGAAGAAAUCAGCAGUCUUUAUAAGUUUUUGCCUUUCAACAAUACUGAUGCUGGUUCUGAUCCUGACUCUGAUUCGGAUCCUUAUGCCUCGGAUCACUUUCGGAUGUACGAGUUCAAGAUCCGUCGCUGUACUCGCAGCCGGAGCCAUGAUUGGACUGAUUGUCCUUUUGCUCAUCCUGGGGAGAAGGCUCGCCGCCGGGAUCCUCGCAGGUUUCAUUAUUCUGGAACUGUUUGUUCUGAGUUCCGUAAAGGAGGCGGGUGUAGCCGUGGAGAUGAUUGUGAGUUUGCUCAUGGAGUCUUUGAGUGCUGGCUCCAUCCAUCACGAUAUAGAACUGAAGCUUGCAAAGACGGCAAGAAUUGCAAACGAAAGGUGUGUUUUUUUGCUCACUCUACACGUCAGCUUCGCAUUUUGCCUGAGAUUUCAUCAUCUCCUAUGAACAAUCAUAAGAAUAAUCACUGUUGCACACUCUGCAAUCAUUCUGUCAAUUCCUCUCCAACUAGUACUUUAUUGUGUAUGUCUCAUUUGUCACGGUCACCGUCUCUGUCACCACCAUUGUCGCCGGUAAAUCAUAAAUUCUCACCCAUUUCGCGCUACACUGAUUGUUUGACAAAGUUUAGCAGUACUUCUGAUGCGGCCCUGAGUUACAAUGAUAUGCUUAAUGAGUUGAUGAGCUCUUUGGAUGCAAUGAAUUUUAAUGAAGUUUCUUCUCCUUUGUCUCUCCCUGGUGGUAGUAGCAUCAAUUAUACUGUUCCAUGGAUCGAUGCGAAUUCUUUUAAUAUUGACGAUCAACAACAAUUUGUUCUUUCUCCUUCAACUCCAAUCCCAUCAGGGUCAAUGAAUCCUUUUGGAGGUGAUUCUUCAAACAAAUGUUUGGUUGAUGAUCAGAAGAUCAAUGACAUCAAUGGCGGGCAGCUGGGUUGUCCCGAUCCCGAUCUGGGUUGGGUGAAUGAGCUCUUGAUGUAGAAGAAGAAGAUAUGUGUACAUACACAGCCUGCACCAGCCCCGUGUGUGUGUGUAUAUAUAUAUAUAUAUAUAUAUAUAUAUAUAAAACAUUAUAUACAUGUGAUUUGGUGUGUAUUAUUAUUGUUAUUAUUGGUUUUCCAGUGCUUCACUUCCUCGUUAAUGUCUUUUUUCACGAGUAUUCCUGUUGUUUAAACCUAUCUAGUCGACAGUGGAGCGAGAUUUGUUAUCUUUGUUUCAUGUACUGACUUUUCUUUAGCAUUUUGUUGGUUUGUUGUUUGUUUCAAGUAUUGUCUUCUCACUGUCAAGUAGAGACAAAUUUGAUCUUUGUUUCAUGUACUGACUUGAACUGUAAGCAAGUUGUGAUAAUGAAGAAUCUAUUAUCUUUCUUAA
Messenger RNA from Mangifera indica (mango), 1676 nucleotides. RefSeq names its product zinc finger CCCH domain-containing protein 2. The record is from RefSeq and is a predicted model, not a curated record. Gene Ontology annotation, molecular function: metal ion binding. Bases 150 to 1286 code for a protein of 378 amino acids. The transcript is spliced from 2 exons. Lineage: Eukaryota; Viridiplantae; Streptophyta; Magnoliopsida; Sapindales; Anacardiaceae.